Rhipicephalus sanguineus (brown dog tick) is the source of this 13826-nucleotide messenger RNA. RefSeq lists its product as uncharacterized. Gene Ontology annotation, molecular function: lipid carrier activity. NCBI's taxonomy places the organism in Eukaryota, Metazoa, Arthropoda, Arachnida, Ixodida, Ixodidae. Bases 195 to 13541 code for a protein of 4448 amino acids. The transcript is spliced from 32 exons. The record is from RefSeq and is a predicted model, not a curated record. Gene Ontology annotation, biological process: lipid transport.
ACGCGAACUGUUGUGGCAUCGCCACCGUCGCGUCUCACCAACAAUCUCUCAUUCUCCUCGCGUAACCAUCAUUGGCUCAGCAAGAAGAGAACCACCGCCAGCUUUGGGUGUCAUCAGGGGGGACUCAUUCUUGUGGUGUUCGGAACUGACGGAUGUGACCACCAGUGCUGGAGGCAACACCGUCGACAUUCACCAUGAAGCCCGUCAUCGUGCUGCUCUGCGCAGCCGCUGCGCUAGCAGGUCCUGUAGAGCGCAGCAAAACCUGCUCAAGGCAUUGCACUGACGGCCGCAAAUUUUCCUACCAACCGGGCACGACCUACGUUUACGACUAUGCGUCUACGACCGAGACAGCAGUGCAAGGCACCACUUCUCAGAAGGUGGCCGUUCACAUAAAUGGCCAGGUCGAAAUCGAACCACUUGGAUCGUGCGACUUCUUGCUACAGGUGCGGGGCACCACCCUGGAGGAAGAAGACCCCGCGCGGCCUGGACAGCGGAGACCGUCGCCGAACUUGGCAGAACUGAGGGAUGUCCUGGAGCGCUACCCACUGCGCUUCUCGUACCAGGACGGGCGCGUGGACAACCUCUGUCCCGCGCAGGGCGAGACACCGCGGGCUCUGAACAUCAAGAAGGCCAUCCUGUCACUGCUCCAGAACAGCAUGAAGGAGCUGGAAGUCAGCGAAGACGUGACCGAGCUGGACAUCGCUGGCAGGUGUCCCACGAUCUACGAGACGCUACCCAAAGGCUGGUCCUCGAUGAGCGUUCGCCGUAUCAAGGACUUGUCUCAGUGCAAAGACCGCGAGAGCGCCAUCACUGCGCUGCAGGCAUCGUCAUUGGAACACAACCUGAGAUCUGCGCCUGUGGUCAAGGGCCGCCAGGAGUGCAAGCAGGUCUUCCAGAACGGCCUCGUCGACAGCGUUGAGUGCAAGGAGUCGCACGUGGUGCGCCCGUUCUCCAAGAGCGAGAACGGCGCUCGCACUGACGUCACGCAGAGGCUCAACCUACGCAGCCAGCGGAGGGCACAAGGACGACGCUCAGCGUACGCUUCGGAAACCGAAACUGACCUUUUGUUCGACCAUGACUACGACGUCGAAGAGUCUUCUAGUUCGCUGCAGCGUGCCGAGAAUGCACUGCGAGCCAUCGCCGACUCAGCAGCAGACGCUGUCCAGUCUUCCACUCCGGGACUGUUCACUGAACUUGUGUUCAGCCUGCGCAAACUCAGCACUGCUGACUUGGAAGCCCUGUUUCGCAGAGCAGAAAGCAUGUCCCCCAAAGCCAAGAAAUUUUUCGCGGACUCCCUGCCAUCUGCCGGAAGUCCUGCCGCCAUCCGCAUGAUGACCAACGCCAUGAUCUCGGGACAGGUCGCCGGAAUCGACGCCGACGUUUGGCUCACAUCUCUGGCGUUCGUGUCCAAGCCUACGUCGGAAAUGAUCGAGCACGCACUGCCUCUGCUGAAGAUGGAGCGAUCGCAAGCCUACCUCGGAGUGUCGACAAUGGCGUACACCUAUUGCCGCAACAACGCCAACUGCGGCUCAGACCGGUCCAUCAAGGAGCUCGUCCGCGCUUUGUACCUGACCCUCGGCGAGAACUGCUACGCUCGCGACGACCACACGACGCUGAUGGUGCUGAAGGCUCUGGGUAAUCUGGGUCAGUCCGAGGGUGCAGAGGAGAUUCUCUACCGCUGUUUCCAGAACCCGCAGCUCGACAUUGAGAUUCGACUGGCCGCCGUGCAGGCGUUCCGCCGCUUCGACUGCGACAUACCGCGCAACCAAAUGCUGAGCAUCUACCAGAACGUGCACGAGAACGUCGAGCUGAGGAUUGCCAGCUACUUGGCCGCCAUUCGCUGCCCGAGUAGCCCCGUCAUCGACGCCGUCAAGGAGACCCUCCGCACGGAAUCCAUCAAGCAAGUCGGAUCGUUCGUCUACUCCCACAUUCGCAACCUGGCCCGCGAACCGACUGCCUACCAGGCUGAGUACCGGGUCAUUGCCAAUGACCUCUCGCUGAGGAAGCGCUUCCAGCUGGACUUCCGCAAGUUCUCGCGCAACGUCCACUACCGAAUGUUCUUUGACCCGCUGGACACGGGCUUCGAGCUGGACGGCGACGUGGUCUACACGCCGGACUCCUACUACCCGCGGAGUGCCCGCGUCUCCACUUCGUUCGACAUCUUCGGCAAGAAAGUUGAUCUCUUCGAAGCUGGAGCCCGUGCCGUGCACCUGGAAAAGCUCAUCGAGCAGUGGAUGCCGAGCGACAAGAGCGAGGCUCGUGGAAAGAGGACCAUCACUGACAACAAUAUCGACGACCUAGACCGAAGGUUCGCCAUCAAGUCCAAGUACAGCGGCAAGCCAAAGGCCUCCGCGUACGUCAAAUUCUUCGGCAACGAGAUAGCUUCACUGCAGUUGGCCGCAGCCGGCACAGCGAGCCCCUAUUCCGACCUCAUGCUUUGGCUCUCACGCCUGUCCGAUCCCAAAGGCGUCGAUCUGAGCAAGAGCGUCCUCUUUGCUGAUUCUACUCUCACGGUUCCUGCCAGCAGUGGUCUUCCGCUUCGGGUCUCGGUGAACGGCUCAGCUACCGUCGCGCUCAAGGUUGGCGGAAACUCGCAGUUCCGCAAGGGAUCCAUCGACAUCACCGGACUCAUAAAGCCCAGCGGUGCCGUUCAGCUGGCCAUGCUCAUGAGCGUGGAUGCGCACAAGUCCACCUCUGGAGUUCGUAUGGUAGCCACCAUGUCCUCCUCCUGGUCUGUGGAUGGCUCCCUGCAGAUGCAGCAGGGCCAGGCCAUCAAGGCCAGGCUCAACAUGCCGGAGAAGAAGAUGGAGCUUAUUGACGUCAAGAGCAAGAUAUUCCUGGUGAACGGCGCCUCGGAGCUGGAGCACCGCAACGAGCCGCAGAAGAAGCUGGAAACGGAGGCGUGCACGGGAGCCGUCCUGGAGCGCACGUUGGGCGUCAGGCUGUGUGGUCGCGCCGAAUUCCCGGUGUCGAGCCAGACGUACCGUUCCCCCAUGUACCCGUUCAGCGGCAACGCCGAGCUCAGCCUGAAUCUCAUCAAGGCUGACCCGACCCUGACGGCUUACGAAUUCGAGUCUAGCUGGACGAACACCAAGGACCUGGUGGGUGCAGUGCUCAGCAUCAACACUCCGGGAACAAAGACGGAUCGCGAGAUCACGGCAUCGUUGCAACACAACCUGCGGGAUGGAAGUGUCGCGCUCAAGAUGAAGGCGCCGUCAAAGAAACUCGCUAUUGAAGGACGAUACAAUUUCGACGAGAAACUGAAGAAGUUGAACCUGCAAGCCCAGGCUGACGAUGAGGCUUUCUUUCAACUCAUCACUGAGCUGAAGGCAGAUGCUUCCUCGGGUCAGGACGGAAUGAACAAGUACACGCACGUGACCGACGUCACUUACCGUGGCGAAAAGAUCGUGCUCAUCAACGGCCAGUGGGCCGCCAUCCAGGGACGCAAGUACAGCGGCAGCGUGAGCCUCGAAAAACUCACCCAGCAGCCGGUCGAAAUGAAAAUGGACCUGGACCUGACGGACAAGCGUCGAGUGCGCUACGAAGGCUCCAUCCGCUCGUUCUUCGUCAACGGCGCCGUCAACGGCUACACUCAGACGGGAGACAACUGGUCGACCAAGGCUGACGGAGAGUUCAGCAUGAUGGGCGGUCGCGUGGAGAAGGUCGGCUUGACGGCCAAGUUCCGCGACCUGUCGUCGGGCUCGCUGGCCAAGUACAGCGGUGCGGCCUCCUUCCAGAACACCUUCCACCCGGCGCUCAACACGGAGCUCCUGUGGGACUGCCAGAAGACUGACGGGCAGCUCGAGAACUCGCUUCAGAUCCUGCGCGGCGAGGGCGGAAAGAAGAGCGGCAACACCAUCAAGCUCCAGCAGAUUGCGCGCUACACCGGAACCCUGGCAAACAACAACGCAGGUCUUUCGCUAAAGCUUACGUACCCGCAGAAGCGCAUUGACUGGCAACUGGAGAUGAAGCAUGAAAACAAGCCAAGUAGCCUCCUUAAUCGCAUGCAAAUAACGUACGCUCCCUCAAGGCAGAUCAGCACCGUCAUUGACAUUUCGAAUUCCCCUGAUACCAAGGCUGACCUCCAACUCAGCUACCCGGGUCGUGAAAUGAGGAUGGGUGCCAACUACCACCGCAGCAAUUCCGAUGAGCAUCGUGGUGACGCCUUUGUGCAAUGGAACCGAGAUAAGAAGAUCGAGGCAUCGGGAACCUUCAAGCCUGGCUAUGAGAGACGCCAGUACAACCCCAGCUUUGAGGCCGAAAUACGAAUUCCAAACAAGCGUCCGGUCACCGUCAGCGGAUCACUAACGAUGUCCAGGGGACGCUACAACGUCAAAGCUGCGUCGCAGUGCAGUCGUGGGAAGUACGAAUUGGACGGUACCUAUCGCUUCCCCAGUGCAUACAGUCACAACGUUGAGCUUAGUGUGAACACGCCUCAGGACCGUUACUCGGCAACCGGACGCCUCAAUGCCGCCUCGGAAAAAAUUACCGCUGAUUUCAAUAUGAAGCUCGGGCACUAUCGUGAGGUAGUGGCCAACGCUGAACUGGCAGCAUCAAGAAUGAGUAAGUCAUUCAACGUCGAAUGCAAAUGGGAUGCCACCCGCGACGCGUCGAGGCGCGCCAGCGUCAAAGCCGAGGUAACCCGGGUUCCGGGUGGUUACAACGCUAACUUCGCUGUCAAGUGCCCAAAACAAGACAUCCGGGGAAGCGUCGCCACAACGAUCGAAGGAACGGCAGACUCUAGUGCGGCGCUUCGUGUGAACAGUCGCGGAGAACUAGAAUGGAUGCCCCGGAAGAAGAUCACUUACGCUACCAGCCUGGACUGGAACCCAGACUACAGGCGACGAGCUCUUAAAGCUGACGCUCAGAUUACUACACCGUUCUACGCCAUCGAUAAAAUUGGUUUCCUCCUGACGCACAAUGACGACGGCCGAGAGUGGAACUCGGAAGCCAAGAUGACGCUGCCAAGAAACCGCAUUAUCGCCCUUUCCACAGACGGUCUCUUCCAGUCAGAUCGCGUCCGUAGAAACGCGCAAAUGACAGUGAAACUUCAGACGCCUUACAAUAGCAAGUACAGCUUGGAAGCUGCACAUGGAGCGACCUACUAUGACACCAACAACAAGAUUUCUCUGCGCUGGGCCGAAGACAAGGUUCUUUCCGCUGAAGUUAGUGGCGCCUACGGACGUGGAUUCCUGAAGGCGAAGGCUGAGGCCUUGACUCCCGUAGCAGGGUAUGAGAAGCUGACCGCUUCGCUCGAGCAUAUACACACGCCAGAAAGCAUCAAGUGCCAGGCCGUCGCACAGUGGAGCAGCUACAAGAGAAUUACUCUUGACAUCGAUGGGCAGGUGAACAGGAAUGGCGAAAAAGGUACCUUUGAUGGCAAGCUGCGCAUAGCCACGCCGUUCAAGGGUGCGGAGCAAUUGUCGUCGCAACUCAGCUUCAGCAAUGACGCACGCAAGACCAUUGCCGACUUCGAGGCUACCAGCAACAGAGACAAGAUUGCCGGUGGAUUCAUGAUGUCUCUGAUGAAGUCACGCUAUGACGAAGCCCGUGAAAUCAAAAUACAUCUUACAAGUCCAGUGUAUGGAUACGAAAACCUUGAAGCAAGCGGAUCGUACUCAGCCAACCAAGAAAAGUUUAACAUAGUCUUCGCGGCACGACUCCCGUACAGUAAGAAAGUGUCCGUGCGAAGCGAAGGGAGAAUUGCAUCCAUCCGCGACUUCGCAUCCCUUCUCCACAUCCAGCUUCCGGUGCACAACUACGAGCGAAUUAACAUUGAGCUUUCCCACGCUGCCACAAAUCGUAAUAUUAAGUCCACCGGUCACAUGGCCAUUGGACCUAAGAAGUUCACCUUGGAAGCGAACGGCGAUUACGCAUUUGGUCGAGGAAGCCACGAGAUUACGGGUCAAAUGCUGAUCACAACGCCAAUUAGAGACUACCAGCAGAUAACGAUUGACUUGAAGCAGACGAGGUCGGGUCUCAACUACGACACAAGCUUCCAAUGUACAUCGAGCAGCUCAUCACUUACCAUGAGUCACCACUUGAUGAUUCGAGACAUUAGUAACUUUGAGCAGAGCCUUGAGGUGUCCACGCCGUUCAGUUUCCUGCCAAUGCUAAACAUCAGGAACAAGCACCGUAUCCAAAGAAGUACAGCUUACCACAGCAGCGAAAUGGAAUGGCAAAACCGUAAGAGGUUGUCACUAACUAUCGACGCUUCUGCCUCACAGUCUAACUACGCCAAUGAAGCGGUGGCAAAAAUUGAACUCUCUUCGCCAUGGCGUACCCUUGGAAGUGCUAGCGUUAAUGCGAAGUACAGUUCUAACAGCCAAGAAAUCGCACCUAAGCUAAACGUGGAAUGGAACCGAAACAACCACAUUUCAGUUGAGGGUACAUUCAGAACACGUGGCUACCUUACCGCCGAAGGAAACCUUGCACUCUCUAGCACCAUCAGGUCGCUCCAAGCUAUAGCGCUCAGCACAAAAUAUGACAUCGCCAACGAGCAGAAGUCUGGUGAACUUUCCGUAAAAUGGGGUGCACGUCCCGAAAACAUCAUCUCUCUCACAGCCACGGGUUCGCGCAGGCCACGCAGUGCAGACAUCGAUCUUUCUCUUACGAGUCCCAUUCGCGGUUAUGAGCGCAUUCAGUUGACAGGAAACAUGGCGGCUAACAAGCGUGUAAUAAACGGGAUGUGGUCACUAGCAUCACAGCGGAAAAAGUACGAACUAGCCGUUGAACUCAAGAACACGCCCUUCGGCUCCGCCAUUCAAAUAACAAUGAGCGCACCUCUCCGUGGUCUCGAAAGACAAAAGCUUUAUGGUGAAUAUAACCUUCACUCCAACAAAAUCACUUCCAAGUUGAGCGCAGAAUGGCAAGGAAAGUCAAUUAACGCCGAGUCGGAAGUGUCACGAACUGAACGGGAAACAAAGGCAAGUGUAAUCGUCAAAACCCCCUUCCAGGCCGUAAGGAACAUUCAUGUGAGCCUUAGUGGAAGCUCUCUGCCCAACCUCAAGACUAUUUCUGGUACAGUUCAAGUAGACAACAAGAAGUUUGAACUUAAUGGUCUGCUGGAUGCCCCAAGUCGUUCGGUAAAGCUCGAGUUCCGAAGCCCUAUUGAAAGAAUGGAAUUUCUUGAGUUUAACAGCAACCUGCAACAAGACAGCCGAAAUAUGAAUGGAAAUAUAUCAUUCCGUUGGUCUCCAAAUCGCAUCAUCGCACUAAAAACAGAAUGGGUGGCGCCAUUGUCAUACAAUGUCGUUCUGACGACUCCUUUCGAAGGAUACCGUCAGUUAAGCCUAAACACUUUCGUUGAUCUUACGCAAGAGAACAAGAGAGCAAAUAUUGUGCUGGAAAAAGGGAACCAAAAGAUAUCUUUGACAGGAUCCGCUAUUUACAAUGAGCGCGAGGCUCAGAUUACCAUUGACUUGACAACACCUAUGAAGCCGUUAGAAUUUUUGAAAAUAUCCGGGGACCUCAAGUUGAAUGACAUCAGGGACCUAAAGGGGGCCCUCACGCUCCAGUCCCCCGUCAGCGUUUUCGGAGACGUAAACAUGCUUGCUGAAUACCAAAAACUGGAUCAGUUGGAGCGAUUGCUGCUGUCUGCCAGCGCGGCCGAUUCGAAGUACGAGAUUAGUGCAAGCAGGUCAUUUAACGGCGAUGCUACGACAGAGGCUAGUCUUCAGACUGAGUACUCCCCUAUCAGAAGGAAGAGCUCUAUUCUAAACAUAAACAUCAAGACUGAGAGUUUGAAGGUUAUUACCGGGAGCUUCCUGCUUUCGCACAAUGGACGUGAUCACUCCUUUGCUUUGAGCUUGAAAAAUCAUGGUCCAUAUGAAGGUUCUAUUGAAAUUAACUGUCCCAACUUACCCGGAAACAAGGCAUCUCUCAGUUAUGUAAUAAACGCUCCCACUAAAUACUACGCAGAUUUUAGGGUAUCUGGCCAGUAUGCGCUCAAGACACACGUCAUCGAGGGCAGCUUCGAGAACAAGCUCUCUGACAUAGAAACGCAGCUCAGGCUGACUAGCCCCAGCAUUCGGCAAGGACCUGUGGCAGCACGUCUUCUCCUAUCUCCACAAAGCCGCGACAGCGUCAAGGGUGUGCUCAGCCUGGGAUUCGAACGCGACAUGAACACCGUGAGCGCCGAAGUUAACUGGGACCACCGCAUGGCAAAGGGUAAACUCGACAUUGAAUCCAGCUACCUGCGGGGUCGUACACUGAAGGCUGAAGGCGUUAUCACAACUAGCAGGCAGGGAGCUGAACUCUCCGUCACUCUUGAGAACGCCCGGAACACCCACUUGCUCACUGGAAGCUGGAAGCGGGUUCCUGGAAGCGCCGAUGCACAGCUCCGAAUCGAGACGCCAUUGCUCAGCACCAAGACUUUGACUGGAAGUUUUAACUACAGGAAUGACUUCAGGAGUGGCCGUGUCGAGAGCUCGCUCAUCUUCUCAACACAGCGCCAAAACUUCAACACUUUCGUGGCUAUCUCGGCAAGGGACCUCAGCGCAAUAGAAGGCAACGUGAAAAUCGAAACUCCUUUUGAGGUAUUGCGCUUUGCCGACGUGAACGCCAGGUAUAGCAAUGUACAAAACAGAGCUGUUGACUGGUCCCUUGGCGUUAAGUCGUCGGCAUCUUGGCUACGAAACAUCGAUAUAUCAGGAAAAGUAAGAAGACAGGAAGGAUCUGUAGAAGCCACUCUCCAAGGACGUCUACCCACCAAAAUGUUCUCAAACUUCGAGUCAACUUUUGUAUGCACACACAACGGAGACUUCACCACUACGUCACCUCGCCUAAGCAUACUUCUCCCUGGCAUCACUUACACAAGCGAAGCUAAAAUUCAGCUCUACCCUGGCAACUACUACUUAAGCGCGAGCCACGAGUGGGGACCCCAUCGCAAAGUUCAGGCUACUCUCACUGCGAAAAAGUCAAACGGAGCUUUCAAUGUUCAGGCAGCACUAUCCACACCUUUCCAGAACAUGGAGAGCAUUGAGGCAGGCAUGGCGUGUGGUAGGGACGGCGAAAAACGAACAUUCAAGGCGACAUACAAAGGACCGAGAAACGAGCUGUACGAACUACAGCACGCCCACAGCUACCGCGGAUCAUUCAACUUCUUCUUCGACAACAGCCUUGUAACUCCUCACGACGGCCUCCGUUCCGCACACUUGAAGGUAUUGCAGCAGAGCAGUCGUUCCCGCCUGGUAACUGACAUUCAGUGCAACCUCGAAGCCUUCAAGACCGCCUUGAACGUCGACCACGACCAACGAAACCUGAAAGGCAGCAUCAUGGCUACAUCUAGUGCACCGCAGCUUCGUAUCAUCCAGGCAACGUACGAGUUUAGCUUGUACAAAGUUGAUGGCGCAGUUAACUAUAAUGACGAGCAGGUUCUCAAAAUUGCCGGCACUGCCGAGUAUGUAAAGAGUCUUCGUGCUCACAGGUGCGAACUUGCUCUUAAUGUGCCAGCCCUGCAACUUGCAGUCGAAGGAGGCUACAAGCCCAUCAACUCCGGCCGAGAAUUCAGCGCUAAGUUCAACUCUGCCCGUCGCAGCAUUCAACUGCAGACCCUCUGGCAGAACCACCCCUACAGUCUCGUCCACCAGAUGUCGCUAAAAUGGGGCCAAGGCCGCGGCGAAGAGUUCUCCUACGAUGUCAGAAGUACCCGGAAUACGCGGAGAGACCUCAUCAAUACAGAUGUGUCCUGUAAAGUGAACUUCCCUCUAAGGUCUUUUGAAGUACGUGCCAGCAAGAGCCAGAGAAAGAACUUGAACAACUUAUCCUGUGAGCUCUUCUGGGACGCCGCCCGCGACCAAAGUAAGCACGUGACUUUGACGAUGGAACACCAGAACCUCAGCAGUAGGUCUGCAUGGGCGCACAAGAUGUCUGCCUCUGUCAAGCACCCAAGGCUUAACAAGGACAUCACGAUGCGCCUCGAAGGUUCCCUGAGCGGCGAAGAAGUGCACGGAAAGACCGAGCUCGAGUACUCGCCCGAUGCACGGCACAACGUGAUGCUCGAGGGCCGCAUCAGGAAGCACGGCCGAUCUCACCUGAGCGCCGAGCUUAUCGCUCGCCAGCCCGUGUCCCUGAUGGACAUCAGCACCGCGGCUGAGCUGAAGAAUGGCCGAGACGAGGCAUCGGCGCAGGUCACCAUCAAUUACAUGAACCGCAACCGCCAGAUGAGAGUCCAGGAGCUGAAGGCAUCGAUAUUCAAGCUUCGCCAAGCCAUCGACGUACUUCUCCGAAGCGGACAGGACCGCAACCAGCUCAAGGGUGAAAUGUACGACCGAGGCCAGGAAUUCGGAAUGACCCUGCAGCACCAGCUGAACGAGCUUCCUCCAACCAAGACACACGUGCGUGUUAACAAGAGGCACAGCAACAUGGAGCUCGUGUUCAUGGCAUCUGAUGCAUCGACGGCCAAGAUGUCUGCUACGGCGUCGAUGGACAAACGCGAGAUUAGGCUGUCGCAUACAACACUCGGACGCAGCGUGUCGGACAUUCUCAUCAAGUUGGGCCUCAAAGAGAAGCGUUUCUUGUCCUCCGAGAUCAGCUGGAGGCCUGAACUCGCCAGAGAGGCUUCGAACUACGCCUUGGACCAGUACGGCAGCAUGCGCAAUCAGCUGUACGACAUCUGGCAGAGCUUCAGCGCGGAAACGCAGCAGGAGCUGCGUGCCAAGCGCCUUAUCAUGAGCCAGUCCCUCAGCGCCGAGGUGGCACCGCUUCUGCAGGACAUCACUAGAGACUGGCACGCUCUGCAGUUCGAGGUCAGGAGAGCCGUUGAGACGCUCAAAGAGCUCUACCACUUGGACCAGUUCUACUUGAAGACCUUUGUGAACACCUGCUCUGGAGCCGUUUCUGCGGCCGGGCAAAUGAUCGCCGAUGCCAAUCGCCUUUCCGUUGCCGUGGGCGACUACGUGAUGCGCUACGCUUCCACCUGGAUCACGUGCGCGUGCGAGAAGAUCGCCGACGUCAUGGAGCGCUUCGCCGAGUCGAGCCGCCGGACGCUCAUCUUCGCUGAGCGCCUGCUGAUCGUGUUCAUGAACCGCGCCGCCCUCGCCCUUUCCGACGCCACUGAAUACCUCGUGCACAAGCUGGAGCAGCUGACGAACGCCGCUGCCGAGUACGUGGUCAACUUCUGCGAGCGCUACGGCCCCUCAACGGCCGGUGCCCGUGAGCUCAUGGACAAGGUCAUGGAAGCCAUCUCUUUGUACACAAACCCCUUCGCUCAGCGAAUAAUGAAGAACGCCUUUGUGGAAGGAAUGUGGCGCUACAUUGAGCGCACAAUGGCCACGCUGAACGCGUUUGAAGUCGAAUCUGUGACCAGGGGCUACCGUUACGCCUACGACACCGUGAGCAACGCUGUGGGCGACGUGUACGAAAACGUUGUCUACCACCCGCACGUCCAGUACGUCAGCGAAGUCACCAACAAUGCCAUCCGGAAGAUCCGUGAAGUAAGUGACCGCCUGUGCCUGCAUGACAUGGCGGCCGCUGUGAUUGACAUGGGGGCCAAGCAAAUCCAGGACAGCAUCGUCGAAGGCUUCACGGACGCCAUUCGCGAGUACUCGAACCUGCGUUCGGGGCUGCGAUACGAGUUCGCACCGAAGCGCGGCCUCAUUCUCGCCGAGAUACGGCUGCCUGCUCAGAAGGAGAGCCUGACUCAGGCCUUCGACGUCACUAGCUACCCCGAGUUCGACCGCCUGGUGGCUGCCAAGGACCGCCUCUACGACAUGGGAACCAACUCAUUCUGGGACGCCUACUACCAGUACAGCCAGGCCGCCGACCCACAGGCGUGGGUGCCACCUUUCAAAGCCCGCGCCUUGGUGGCUGGAUCUCAGCAUUACCGCACCUUUGACGGCUUCCACUUCGAGUUUGCUGGCGAGUGCAGUUACCUGCUUGCCAAGGACUUCCUCAAUGACAACUUUGCGGUGGUUAUCAACUACGCUCGCGACGGACAGCGCGUCACUAAGAAGUCCAUCACCGUGAUCGCCGACGGCAGCCGUUUCGACAUCAGCACCGACUACAAGGUCACCAAGGCAGGCAGUAAGAUCGAGCUGCCAGUCCAGGUGGGAGGCACCACCAUCUAUCGCGCGGGUCACGUGAUCGCCGUCGAAAACGACAACGGCCUGAAGAUCAGCUGCAACUUGGCGUACGACCAGUGCGUGACGGAGGUCACCGGAGACUACUUCGGCAAAACUGGCGGUCUUCUGGGAACAUACGACUACGAGGACAAGCUGGACCUCAUGACGCCCGACAGGAAGAUUGUUGACGACACCACGGCGUUCGCCCGCGAAUGGGAAGUAGGCCAGGGACGCUGUCGGAACCAGAGGAACCUCGCUCAGCCAGCGGUUACCCACCCAACAGCGACGGCACUCUGCUCCAAGUACUUCGAGAAAGAAGAGUCCCCACUCCGCAGCUGCUUCAAAAUGGUCGACCCGAAGCCAUACAUGAACAUGUGCCUGCACGACAUGAGCUCUGCCGCCUACAGCGACAUGGAGAAUAAGGUCUGCGUCAGCGCCGCCGCCUACAGGGAAGAAUGCCGCGAGUUCGGAAUUUCCCUGGACAUGCCCCGGACAUGUGUGCGUUGCGCGAAGCCCGACGGUGCGGAGAUGCUGGCUGGCGACAUCGCGACAGUGACGGACCAGGAUUCGCCUGCUUCCACUGCCGACGUCGUAUUCGUGGUGGAGCGCAAGAUGUGCAACAAGAAUGUGAUUCCCAACCUGAUACGCCUGGCCCAGGCCAUCGAGGAGCGGUACGCAGCGCGUGGCUUCGUCGACACUCGGUACGCCGUGGUGGGAUUCGGCGGCGACGGCUUCUACUCGAAACCGCACGUCGUGACGGCCGACGGCCAGAUAUUCAGCAGCAUUCGCGCCCUGGUGUCUGCUUUCGGAAGCCUGACGAUCGGCGACGGUGAGAGUGAUCCACUCGCCGCCGUCGCUUAUGCUGGCCAGCUGCCGGUCAGGAUGGCCUCGGCGCAGACCAUGAUCCUGGUCAAGUGCACCACCUGCAAGCCGGACGAUGACAGCUCCUUGUACGCCGACAUCUACCGCAUGCUGAUCGACCGCGGAGUCCACCUGCACAUCCUAGACGACGACGACUUCAAUGUGCGCACUGCCUCGAAGCCAUCUAAGAGCAAGCGAAUCUUCGGCGUCGACCACCGGCUCGCUUUUACGGUCAAGGACGUCAAGGACAUGCAGGGUGACGCCGAGCUGCACUCCCAGAUCCGGCUGCCCAAGGACUUCUGCGUGCCGCUCGCCCUGGAGAGCAAUGGCACGCUGUUCAGCUCCAUGAAGAUGUUCGACAAGCGCAACAUCAACAAGAAGUUCCUGGAUGUGAUGUCCCGCCGCGUGGCCGUGUCCAGUGCGCCCGACUGCCAGAUCUGCGAAUGCGUCAGCCUCGACGAUGGCGUCGGCCAGUCGCUCUGCUCCCGCUGCGUGUCGCCCACACUGGGACCCGUGCGGUCGCCCGACUUCUCGCCCUCGAUGUACGAGGAAACGGUGGAGCGGAAAACCUACAAGAGGCCAAAGACCAAGAAGCUUCGGCCACAGAACCUGAAAUGAAUGCAUUUUUUUAAAUAACUAAUUAAAUGAAGCGCUACGCCGAGAGAGAGAGACAAAGGGACGUCACGAUUGUGGUGACCAAAGCCUGGAGAAAUUGUAGCUCAUAGAGGCUGGAUUCAUCGCGUUUUAGUUUUUAACAUUAUUCUACGUUGCACAUGCCGCUCAAGGCUCUUUUACAAUAAUGAAUUCAGCCUUUUUCUCUUCUCGAUCUCUACCAGCGCUUCACAUUUAUUGCCACCAGCCCCACCGCGAGAUGUUCAAUGCAAUAAAGAUGUGAAAAAAGAA